Molecule: messenger RNA, 261 nt
Organism: Colletotrichum higginsianum IMI 349063
Lineage: Eukaryota; Fungi; Ascomycota; Sordariomycetes; Glomerellales; Glomerellaceae
Exons: 2
Coding region: 1-261 (86 amino acids)
Source: RefSeq, a predicted model, not a curated record
AUGUAUUGGUUCCGUGCAGCCGUACUACAUAACCACUGCGUGCUUGGCACGCAGUGGUCCACAGUUUCGCGGAACAGUCCAACCGACUGUAACCCCCCCUGUCAAGGUAACCUCGAUACUGAUCAGCGCGUACUGGGGUCUCGCUGCUCCGCUGCCGAGUUCAUGCUAGAGCAGUCUGGUCUCCCGAGCACCCAAGUUACCACAGUGUUGCUGCGAUCUCCGAUUGUGGCCGUGAAGCGUUGCUCGACAGGAGAUUUGUAG